This is a messenger RNA of Ceutorhynchus assimilis (cabbage seed weevil), 465 nucleotides long. Lineage: Eukaryota; Metazoa; Arthropoda; Insecta; Coleoptera; Curculionidae. The record is from the annotation of a GenBank genome assembly.
AUGGCAAAUGAAAAGCCGUACAAAUUCAAUGAAAAUAUUAUUGUGCCGGUCGUUCAAAGUAACGGCCGUGUAGAAGAAAAGGGCCUGUACAUAACUAUUUGGGAAGAUGCUGAUAUGGAUAGAUUGCAAAUUCAGAUCAGGGACUGGACCAAUCAUUCCUUCAACUAUAUUGACUUUGUCGACCCUGAAAAUUUCGAAGUGAUGCGAUCCGCCCAAUCAUUGGAAAUGAACUUUUCAGGGUUCAAAGAGAAUAUUGUCGCUAUGCUGCGUCAGUAUCAGGAAGACAAAAUGUCUUUGGAAUGUCACAUUUUUGGUAGGAAGUGCACAUUAAUUUUUUAUAUGAAAGCCAAAAUGGGAUACCUCGUACUUUUAACUGUGGAUCUGAAAUUAGAUGAAACUAUAGACGAAUCGCAAUCCGAAGAACAAGAAUUUCAGGUAGGAUUUUCGAAAAGAAAUCUAGUAUAG